Messenger RNA from Schistosoma intercalatum, 1059 nucleotides. The record is from the annotation of a GenBank genome assembly. Lineage: Eukaryota; Metazoa; Platyhelminthes; Trematoda; Strigeidida; Schistosomatidae.
AUGACAGCCGAAUCCUCCUCUCACCAACUGGUGGGGUACGUCACUAAGAUGUACCCUACAUUCGGAUAUAUUAAUAAUGAAAUUUUCUUCCAGAGAAAGUGUGUAAUUGGUCCUAUGGUUGAGGUAGGAGAUAAUGUUGCUGCAAGCGCAGUUUAUCAACCUCACAUGCCUAUAAAGUGGAGUGCAGAAAAAGUCUGGCGAGUUGAGGAACGUCGAGGCAAAUCUAGAGAUAAAGCAGAAGAAAGCAGCUACUGGAAGAGUCAGUCCCCGCGUAAACACUCUCCACGUGAUAACUACACUAAACCAGCAUCACGUGAACGAGAUGUUCAUCCAUCCAGCGGCGAUCAGCGACGAGUAGAUAAGAAGCGUUCUCAUGUUCUUAACAGAGAUGACCACUCAAUCAAAAAAUCUCCGAAUCGUGAUCGAAGAAGAACUCCUGUAGAUUCUGUCUCAACGCGACACUCCUCUCCCACGACUGACUUGUAUUGUAGGACUCCGAUCAAUCCCAAACGUAUGCUGAAUGUGAAAGAGUACUUGUUCUCAGACUUACAAAGACGCUUCCCUAAUGUUCUCCCGCCAGUUGACUUGUAUCGAGUUAGAUGCAAUUGGCAAGAAUCAUUCCCAUUACUGCGACCUUUUCAGCCUCAAUACCUUACAACUUUCCAGAUAAUUAAAGAACCUGAAGACGCUUGUGACGAUGGGCAUCAUUCUUACAACAAUGAUAGUGGUUUUGCUGCGUAUGUCUUACUUUUGUCACUCCCGGCAAUGGCAGAACUAAUGGAGAAGAUAGUUGUCCGAGCAGAAUCGCCUAGUCGUGUACGCGGCUCACUACGUAAGUACAUCAAGAUACUAGCUGCUGGAAAGGUUGAUGAAAGACUCAAGGCUAUUGGAGGUUCGUGGAGUCGUGAUUUAGACGGGCCAGACCCAGCUUCAAAUCCUCAAACUCUUGUCAACACGGCUAUUCGUAAUUGUAAACAACUUAUUGGUCUCGAUUUAUCGUAUUGCACACAGUGGGAACUGAUAAAUGCCAGAAAAAGCUUCAUACUGAACUUAACUUAG